Lachancea mirantina is the source of this 2136-nucleotide messenger RNA. The record is from the annotation of a GenBank genome assembly. Lineage: Eukaryota; Fungi; Ascomycota; Saccharomycetes; Saccharomycetales; Saccharomycetaceae.
AUGUUCCAUUCGAGAAGAUCGCGCGAAAGCAGGGCGAUUGAUUCCGGGGCUUUGGCCGCUGCCUCGGCCAUUGGAAGAGCCCUGGAUGCCAAAGGGACGAAAGUAGAUGCCGAGAAAUUGCCAAGAUACGGCGGGGUUUCACGGUCAAAUUCGAUGAUGAGGACCAGUUCUAUAACCAGGGGACCGAAUAGUCGAACUCCUAGUUUAAGAUCAUUGAGAGAUUCGAGACGCGCGUCGAGUUUGCAGUCGAAUUCCGCGAGAAGAAGACAAAAUGGUAUAGAAGAUGCCGAGUUUUUCGACGCAGAAGAUACGUUCCAUGCGUUUGGUGGAGCACCUGUACCGGCCAGAGCUGUGACUGUGAAAAAAUACGUUCCUGGACCUAAUGGGCUUGUGACGAUCGAGGUUCCCAUAAGCGAAGUGACCCGGGCAACUGGUUCACGCAACUCAAGGGGAUUCUCGAGGUCCGCUUCCAUGAACAGCGGAUUGGAUUUGAAAAGCGAUUUUUUGGGACCUAGAUCACCUGCUACUGCGUUAAAAUCCCAAAGACGCGUCAGUGGGCCUCCAGCGGCCCCUGCGGUGCAAUCAAGAGGGGCUUCAGAACCCAAAAAAGCUUCGAGGCCAGUUGCCCAGGAGGCUGUCGUUGAAGAGACUGCCGAACAACUUCAGCAAGAUGAGACCCAAACGCAGGAUCGGGCGAGUUCAAUUGUGACAUCGGCAUCUCCCGUGAGCCAUAAGACCGGGUCAGUGGCAUCGGAGACUAAACCAAUUAUUAAAUUGAAGUCUUCUCCGCUGAGCGUCGAGCAACAUACUCCACCAGUGGUGCUUAUAUCUCCAGCAGACGUAGACGUCGACAAACAAACGAAUAACGAGGGAAAACAGGAUUUGAAUUUAAACGGAGAAGACGCAUCCAAAGUUCUCGUUAAUGAGCAAUCCACUUCGAACAAGGAAAACGUUGAGAAAGAGAACGAAGCUUUUAACUCAUCAUCGGGAAGUAGCAUGGCGCAGUACAUUAGAUCUGCGAACAAUUAUUUGAAUAAACGAUCGAGUGACAAUGCAAAAACUGCACAGGAGGCAGUCGUGGAAAGAGAGCCAAUAACUUCUUCCUUUGGAGAAUCGACUUCUUCAUUGACCAAAGUGCCCUCGCCCAAAAAAUCUGCAUUGAAAAAAACUACCAGCCAGAACUCCGCGCAGGCAAAUUAUGAAGGCGUACACAGGGCCUCGAAGGCACAAGACGCUUAUAUCUCGUUGACUACAGCAGAAAAUACGCGGCUGAAUGCGCAGCUGUACUCUGAACCGCCUUCGCGUAGGUCAUCCAUGCGGAAGCCUCGUCCGUCAUCGAUGCUAAACGGGAAACCCGGGAAUAACAUUCCAGUAGCUGCUGCUCCAAAGGCCAAGCGCAACACGAUGGACUUUACUCCACAACAGACGCAGCCUCCAGCUAGAUCUAGCAGAAGACCCGACGUUCAUUCAAAGCGGAUUGCUGCUGUGAAGCCGCCUGCUAAUCCGGCUGUUUCAAGCGCUCCUCUAUACCCAAAAGAGCCUGCUAAACGGUCGAGUUUUGAGAAACAAAGACCCACCGAAAGCAAUAUCGGAUUUAAGAAACUCUCGCUGAGAGAUGAGGUGACAGAUAUAAUGUAUGAGAAAAGCGCACUUAGCAACAAUUUCCACGGCCAACAGCCGGGUACUCCAGUCAAAACCGCGGUUCAACCACCUCAGCCCAUAUUGGAGCCAACCUCUAAUGCUAACUUCACUUCCCGAUUUCAGGACUCCGAUUCAGAUGAUGAACUCCUAGGCACUCCUGCUAAUUUCAAUUCCGCUCCAGCUCCCCAACCCGCUAACGGAGCCUCUAAGCUUUUCAAGAAAAAGAAUAAAAUUAAUCUAGAACCGCCACAACCACAGUUCUUACAAUCUGCUAGUGCACCGACUUCGCAACAAAAUACACCUGUUAAAAAGAUAAGUCACCUGUCCUUAAGGGCAACCAGCGUGGCCAGCGAACAAUCCCCGGUGACGGAAAAGAAAAAUAGGGCAGAUCGAUUCUUCAGUGAUACACUUCCUGCCAGAAACUCAGAGCCAGGUGCCAAGAAAAAGGUCAGUCUUGGCAAGAAGCUUAAGAAGAUUUUUGGAAGAAAUAAAUAG